AUGUUCACGGCACAGAAGAUGAUCCGUCGAAAGAAGAAUGUCAAGAAGGGCAUCCAGUUUUGCCUGAUGGUCUGCGGCGCCUCGGGCACUGGGCGGACGACCUUCGUCAACACCCUUUGCGGCAAGCCCGUACUCUCCCACAAGGACUCGGACGACGCUAGCACUGCUCAUGUCGAGGAAGGUGUUAAGAUCAAGCCUGUCACCGUCGAACUCGAGCUGGACGAGGAGGGCACCCGCAUCUCGCUGACCAUCGUCGACACCCCCGGCUUCGGUGACCAAAUCGACAAUGAGGCCAGCUUUUCCGAGAUCGUUGGCUACCUUGAGCGGCAAUAUGACGACAUUCUGGCUGAGGAAUCGCGUAUCAAGCGUAACCCCCGCUUCAGAGACAACCGCGUCCACGCCAUGCUCUACUUCAUUACCCCGACUGGCCAUGGUCUCCGCGAGCUCGACAUUGAGCUGAUGAAGCGCCUUGCGCCCCGGGUCAACGUUAUUCCCGUCAUCGGUCGCGCCGACUCCCUCACCCCCUCGGAGCUCGCCGAGUCGAAGAAGCUCGUCAUGGAGGAUAUCGAGCACUACCGGAUCCCAGUCUACAACUUCCCGUACGACAUUGAAGAGGAUGACGAGGACACGGUGGAGGAGAAUGCCGAGCUUAGAGGGCUGAUGCCGUUUGCCAUCGUCGGCUCGGAAGAUAUUGUCGAGAUCGGUGGCCGCCAGGUGCGCGCCCGCCAGUACCCUUGGGGCGUCGUCGAGGUCGACAACCCGCGCCACUCGGAUUUCCUGGCAAUCCGGUCCGCGCUGCUGCACAGCCAUCUCGCCGACCUGAAGGAAAUCACGCACGACUUCCUCUACGAAAAUUACCGUACCGAAAAGCUUAGCAAGAGUGUCGAGGGCGGUGCCGGAGUGGAUUCGUCAAUGAACCCCGAGGAUCUCGCCUCGCAGUCUGUCCGCCUCAAGGAGGAGCAGCUCCGUCGCGAGGAGGAGAAGCUCCGUGAGAUUGAGGUCAAGGUCCAGCGUGAGAUCAACGAGAAGCGCCAGGAGCUGCUGGCUCGCGAGUCUCAGCUGCGCGAGAUUGAGGCACGGAUGCAACGCGAGGCCGCGGCGGCAGCCGCAGCUCAACAGGCUGCUGCUGCCAACCACGAGGCCAAUGGUGCCGAGUAG
Parathielavia appendiculata is the source of this 1158-nucleotide messenger RNA. RefSeq names its product Septin. The record is from RefSeq and is a predicted model, not a curated record. The coding region runs from base 1 to 1158 and encodes 385 amino acids. NCBI's taxonomy places the organism in Eukaryota, Fungi, Ascomycota, Sordariomycetes, Sordariales, Chaetomiaceae. Gene Ontology annotation, cellular component: septin ring; microtubule cytoskeleton; cell division site. The transcript has 6 exons. Gene Ontology annotation, molecular function: molecular adaptor activity; GTP binding; GTPase activity. Gene Ontology annotation, biological process: intracellular protein localization; cytoskeleton-dependent cytokinesis.